This is a messenger RNA of Brassica napus (rape), 1604 nucleotides long. Its product is annotated as serine carboxypeptidase-like 15. The record is from RefSeq and is a predicted model, not a curated record. The transcript has 13 exons. Gene Ontology annotation, molecular function: serine-type carboxypeptidase activity; acyltransferase activity, transferring groups other than amino-acyl groups. Lineage: Eukaryota; Viridiplantae; Streptophyta; Magnoliopsida; Brassicales; Brassicaceae. The coding region runs from base 93 to 1418 and encodes 441 amino acids. Gene Ontology annotation, biological process: proteolysis; secondary metabolic process.
AACAAUUUCAUUUCAUAACUAUUUUAUGCGUACCCUCUCGUCCUAAAUGUGGCAUUAACUCAGAAACUCUUUGUUCAAAAAAAAAAAAAAAAAUGGAGAUCAAGUUGCUACUGCUUCUUGUUCUUGAGCUUCUUCCUCUUGCGUUCAUUAAGCAUGCUUGUUCAAGAUCUACCGUCAGAUAUCUCCCUGGUUUCCAAGGCCCUCUUCCUUUCGAGCUUGAAACAGGGUACAUAGGUGUUGGUGAGGCAGAGGAAGACCAGUUGUUCUACUACUUCAUCAAAUCUGAGAGAAACCCAGAAGAGGACCCUCUUCUUAUCUGGUUAAGUGGAGGACCUGGCUGCUCUUCUCUCUCUGGCCUUCUUUUUGAGAAUGGGCCUCUGUCUUUCAACAUUGAGUCUGACAAUGGAGAUAUCCCAUCAUUGGUCUCUACUACAUAUUCAUGGACUAAGGUGGCGAAUAUAAUCUAUUUGGAUCAGCCUGUUGGGACUGGCUUCUCUUACUCAAGAAACCCACUUGCUGAUAUACCAAGUGACAUAAGAUCAGCAAAGUUGGUCAAUGAGUUUGUUCAUAAUUGGCUAGCUAAGCAUCCUGAGUAUUAUUCAAAUCCUUUCUAUGUCACCGGAAACUCUUACUCCGGUAUAGUGGUUCCGGCCAUCGUUCAAGAAAUUUCAAAGGAAAAUGGUUUAUGUUGUAAACCUCUAGUAAAUCUUCAGGGUUACGUGCUGGGAAAUCCUGUAACAGAUUUUGAUAAUAAUGAUAACUGGCGCAUUCCAUUUGCUCAUGGAAUGGCUCUGAUCUCUGAUGAAAACUACCAGCUUCUGAGGAGAAGUUGUAGAGGAAACUGUAUUAUAGUGGAUCCUCUUAACACAGAUUGCUUGAAAUCCGUUCAAGAGUUUGAGAAUUGUGUUUCUGGAUUAGAUGUAACAUAUAUUCUAGGACUAAAGUAUGUAAACGCAUCUGAUCCGUAUGUAAGCAAUCCCUCUGAGCAUCGCAUGUCUGUGCAAUCUAACUGUUGGGCCAAUGAUGAGAGUGUGCGCAGAGCUCUUCAUGUGGAGAAGGGGAGUAUAGGAGAAUGGUUAAGAUGUUAUAGGGAAAUACCUUACAAAUUUGACAUUAGAAGCAGCGUACCAUACCAUAAGAACAACAGCAUUCAAGGAUACCGAUCUCUCAUCUUCAGUGGUGAUCACGACAUGUACGUACCUUUUCUUGCAACUCAAGACUGGAUAAGAUCACUCAACUAUUCCAUUAUUGAUGACUGGAGGCCGUGGAUGAUUCACAAUCAAGUCGCUGGAUACACAAGGACUUAUGCUAAUAAUAUGACAUUUGCCACUGUGAAAGGAGGCGGGCACACGAUGGUGUAUAAACCUGAGGAGUGCUCUGUCAUGUUCGAGAGAUGGAUUAAUGGCCAGCCUCUGUAACAUUCUCCUAUCAGCGAUUUGGUUGGAAACGCCAACUUUUCUCAUGCCCAUAUGCCAUAAAGCAAUUUUCUAUGGACCUUUCAAAUCUCUUAUGCCUCGAUUGAUUUAAUGAAACAUGAAUAUUCUAUUUUUCUUUUUUGUAUUUUUGAAUUAUUAAAAAAAAAAUUCAAAAUUCAAAUUUUCAAA